GUUGUCGAGGUAAAGCUUCCGGUACAGUGCGUUGUUUAAGAAUCAUUCUGACCAUUCCCGGCAAGCUGUGAAGUCUUUGGCUGUUUUUUCCUCACCGGCCGUUACAGCUUCCUUGCGAGGCUCGUGUGAGUUGGCUUGGCCUUCCUCCUCGGCAUGCUCGGGCAGAGGCGGUCUUUUCUCCCAGAUUAUGACCCGCGCUUUCAACAAUGGAUGCUCCAUAUGAUGGCGGUGAAGUAACUGUAGUCAUGGAAGAGAUAGAAAGCACAUACACUUAUUCAUCCCCAGUGCCAUCUAAAAAGAAGAAGAAAUAUAGAAGUCCUGGAGAUCAAGGGGAAAAAACUAAAAAGCCCAGAUCUGCAUAUCUUCUGUAUUAUUAUGAUAUAUACCUGAAAGUUCAGCAGGAGCUCCCACACCUUCCUCAGUCUGCAAUUAACAAGAAGAUCAGUGAGAGUUGGAGGCUGCUUAGUGUAGCUGAGAAAAGUUAUUAUUUGGAGAAGGCUAAGUUAGAAAAAGAAGGUCUCGAUCCGAACUCAAAGUUGUCUUCCCUGACUGCUGUAGUUCCAGAUAUUCCAGGUUUUCGUAAAAUCCUCCCUCGUUCUGAUUACAUAAUUAUUCCUAAAGGAGGUCUGCAGGAUGAGAAGAAUAAGCCACACGUGGAACUUCAUGUGACCCAGGGCCAAACAGCAUUGGAAGGACAAACGGCUGCUACUAAUGUCAGAAGUAUUUCCCAUGGUACUGUGCAGAACAUACUUUCAGUGGACUCCAGCCAAAUUGGAAUUUCUGAGCAGUGCAUUGCCAUUGAAGGGGUGUCUGAAGAUCCCACCUCAUUUGUUCAGGCAGAUACAAUAGAAGAAGUUGUCGCAUCAGAGAUCUUGUCUCGUUAUGUCAGACCUACUGCACAUAAAGUGGCUGGUGAUAUCUUCCUGGACGAGGAGGCCCCUUUGGAAGCAGGAGAUGGAUAUCCCUGCCAAGCAACCAGUGUGGUUAUUGAAGAAACUUUGGUUAACACCUCAGAGGCACCAAAUGGGAGCAUGACUAUGGCACAGCCCCAGGCUUCACAUGGCCUUUCUGUGGUAACAGUGGUGACUAGGAGAGAUAGAGAAGAAAGUAAUUCUGCAACCCCCACUGCACAGUACAUUAUGUUGCCUCUGACAGCCCAUUCUGUUUUGGAAAAUCCAGCAUCGAUCAAACUGACAACUACUUACACUCGUAGGGGGCACGGAAAUUGCACCAAUCCUGGCUGUGCCUUUACUUAUGUUACCAGACAUAAGCCACCAAAAUGUCCCAUGUGUGGAAACUUUCUGGGAGGGAAAUGGAUCCCUAAGGAGAAACCUCUAAAAGGCAAAUCUGAAACAGGUUCUGAACUACCGAUAAAAACCUUGGGCCCGAAAAAGAAUCAGUUACCAUUAACCUUUGGACAGGCAUUGGUUCAAGAUAAUCCUGCUAAAUCUGUGCUAGAAAGUUCAGAAGCGGUUACCCAGCUUCUCAAUGCAUCCCCCGUUGAGGGGCAAAUGCAGGAGACUGAAUGGGAAGAAGUGAUAAUCUCUGAGGCUCAUAUUCUUGCAAACAAUGUACAGUCAGAAGAGCAAGGAGGUGCCACUACCAUUAUUCAGCUUCAAGAGAGUCUUGCACAGAUAGAGCCAUUGUUAGAACAGAAGGAAAGAGAAAAUGAGCCAUCUGCUGAGACAGCAAAUGUUCCCAGUCCUAUUUCACACCCAACUUCCACUGUGAAAAAUACAACAGGCAGUGAUGUAGUUGGUGCUACACCUAAGGGUCUGGAGCAAAAGAGCAAAGCAAAACCCAAGCCUUCGUUGCUGGCUGUUGCGAGGCCCAUGAGAGCCAUUUUGCCUGCUCCUGUUAGAUUGGCAAGAGAAACUAACCAAGAACAGAUAUCUUGCGGACAGUCAUUUAGAAACAGUGAAGAAAAUUCCCCAAUAAGAAUCUCAGGAUUAAAGCCAAAUACGCUGAAGCAGCUGGGUCAUAAUCCUGUUCAAGCAUCCAGUGCUGAAGAUCAGAAGCUUCACAGCAGCACAAACAGCUCCACAUCUCAGGUCAAAGUGGUGGAAGUCAAGCCAGAUGUAUUCCCUUCUUAUAAAUAUAGCUGCACUGUAACCUUGGAUUUGGGAUUGGCAACCUCCCGUGGCAGAGGGAAAUGCAAGAACCCUUCCUGCACUUAUGUGUACACUAAUCGACACAAGCCAAGAGUCUGUCCCCGUUGUGGCUACAAUCUUACCAAAGACAGAACUGAGAAAGCAGUAAAAUCUGUGGAAGUCACUUCUAGCCCUGCACAUAUACUGAAUACCAAUGAGCCUCUAAUUCAGUCUCAAAAAGAGAUCCAGCGCCAGUCCACCCUGCAACUUCUACGCAAAGUAAUUCAGAUCCCCGAGAAUGAAUCUGAACUCUCAGAUGUUUUUGCACUGAUUCACGAACUCAAUAGCUCACGGCUCAUCCUGUCUAACAUGAAUGAAGAAACGGUGACCAUUGAGCAGACUUCCUGGUCAAACUAUUAUGAGUUUCCUUCUUCCCAAUGCCUUCUCUGUAACAGCCCUUUAUUCAAAGGAGGGCCAAACUCUCUUGCAGGUCCUCAGGAAUGCUGGUUGUUAACAGCUAAUCGUCUGCAAGUCGUCACUGCCCAGCUCAAGGUGUGUGUGAAUGUGCUGUGCUUGGCCCUUCACAGCUUCAGUGAUAUCUACACUGGUUUGUUUAAUAUUGGUAAUAAGCUUUUAGUGAGCCUAGACCUUCUGUUUACAAUAAGAAACCAUAUAAAACUUGGCGAGGAUCCUAAAGUGACAAUUAGCAAGAUUUUGGAAACUGUGCAGGAACACACAGAGAGAAACCUGAGCACUGAAGAGGUGAAUCAGCUUGAGGAACUGCUGUGCAAUGGAUACUGGGCCUUUGAGUGCCUCACUGUCCGAGACUACAAUGAUAUGAUCUGCGGAGUCUGUGGCAUUGCACCAAAAGUUGAAAUAGCUCAGAGGAAUGUGGAAAGUGUUUUGUCACUGAAAAAUAUUGAGUUUACCUGGCCAGAAUUCUUGGCAUCUAGUGAGGUAAAUGUGGAAGAUUUUUGGUCAACCAUGGAGACAGAAGUCAUAGAGCAAGUGGCCUUUCCCUCCAGUAUACCUAUCACAAAGUUUGAUGCCUCCAUCAUAGCUCCCUUCUUUCCACCACUAAUGAGGAGCAACAUAGUAGUCAACACAGAAAGGGAGAAGAAUCUUGAAUCACAUGUAAUCCCAGGUAAUGCAAGUGUUCUAGUGAGGCUGAUUCAAGAUGAAAUUUGUAAAGUGGAACAGAUUGGUUCCUACAGUGAGGAAGAACUGCAGGAUUUCUUGACACAGUGCAGCAUUCCUUGGCAGGAGGGGGACUCCAAGGAGCAGCUCUGUCUUUCUCUUCUGGCUCUUUAUGAUUUUGUACAGAACGGGACACAAAUCAGUCAGCCUCCAGCAUUCCUAACAGGAGGAAAAAUCUACAAAGUGUGUCCACAUCAGGUUGUGUGUGGUUCAAAAUAUAUUGUCAGAGGGGAAACUCCCCGAGACCAUGUGGAUCUAUUAAUGUCCUCACGUCAUUGGCCACCAGUCUAUGUAAUAGAUAUGGCCACUUCCGUAGCAUUGUGCGCGGAUAUCUGCUAUCCUGAUUUGACUGCUCAGAUGUGGGGAAGAAACCAGGGUUGCUUCUCUGACCCUAUGGAGCCUUUAAGGUAUGUGUCCUGCCCAGAACUCCUGGACAGGCACUACAAUGUGGAUACAACCACUGAUGAACAUUCUGUUGAGCAUCCAAUCACUAAAUCAACAUCUCGCUUUGUAGUUCACACUGGGACCGAGCAGAAGACUCAAGGUGAUCCACUGGCUCGACACCAUUCCCUCUCUCUGUGCCGGGAAUUGGAGCCCUACGGUGCUAUCAUUACAGCCAUCAAUGACAGCAAAACCAAUAAUGUCCGCCAAAACCCUAUAGCAUUUGAUAGUGCAACCCACUAUUAUCUCUACAAUCGUUUGAUAGAUUUCCUCUCCAGUCGUGAGGUUGUGAACAGGCAGAUCCACGAAAUUGUUCAAAGCUGCCAACCUGGUGAGGUUGUAAUCCGGGACAAUCUAUAUCGUCUUGGUGUUGCCCAGAUCAAGACAGAAAUGGAUGAAGAUGAGAUACAAGAAGAAGAAGGUGUUGUCUAAUGUAUUGUGAGAUGAUCAUCCCUGGAUCAGACGUAAUAGCUAAGCAGUUUGUCACAUAAAGUUUCAAUCCAGCACAGGACUAUGUUAAACUAAGAGUCAUGACCUAUUGAUUGGGCUUUGAUCUGUAAACAGAUUGUUUUUGAAGAACAAAUUUCUCUUUUCAAGAGGCUGGGUAAACCUAGAAGCAACCCAGGAUAAUUGUUCAAAGACCGAAGAAUUUUCUAUUGCUGACAUUAAAAAGAAAAUACAUAUGCAGAACAUCACUUUUUAAAAUCUGCGCAUGUUGUUGGAAAUGCAUAAAAGUGGGGGGGGGGGGGGGGGGAAGCCACAGCAUAAAACAUGUAUGACUGCUCCACUGUUCUGAAGUGGCCAUCAUAGAUUGAAGGAUAUUUGUAACCUAGAUCUAUUAAGUUUCUAUUCUGAAAAAACUUGAACUUUGAAUUGGCAUUGGUGGCUUGAGUUUAUCUGCUUCUUCAGCUUGUUCCCCGUCAAUCUGAGAAAACCAGACAUUAUUUAGUGGUUGAAAGUUAAACUGGCUUCCAUAUUAAGUUACAUGCUGCUAGAAGCAUCAUUGCCCUGACAAGCCUGGUUAUUUCAAAGGUUCUUCAGGGGUUUAUAUGUUUUGGAUAAAGGAUGGGGGCUAAUAGUCAGGCGGGGAUAUUCAGGCACUUUACUUUAUAAUCCAGUUAAUGGACUUAAUUGAUUGUUUUAUUCCUCUGACCACAGAUGCUACUAAAGAUAUUUAUGGAAUAAUGGUUGGGUUCCAGGAAUACAAUCUGAUGUUUUUUCUAAUGAUUUCUAUGGCUAAAAUUGUUAGGCAUGCAACAUAACACUUACCUUUAAGGGCCACUUGGAAACCACUACAUACUCUACUAUUUGAUUGUUAUAAAUCUGACAUAUGAGUUCAUGCUGUCAUAUUCAAUUAUUACAUAUUGGUUUUCCUGUGUAAUGUGAUGAGCCAUGAUGUGUAAGCUCUACACUGUUCACUGAUUUGUGUUCAUUCUUAGCCAUCCAUAAAUCUCAAAAGUAAAAAAAAUAGAUUUCCUGACUGAGGUAAAGUUAUCCACUAUGUUUUGUUCAGAUUUGUGGUGUGGAUUUAAAACUCUCUUCUGUGAAGAGUUCUAGUGUGUACUGUGCUGUAAAAAAACAACGAAAAAGAAAUUUAUUAAAGUUCUGAGCAAAACUUACGACUUGCUGUUUAAAAUGCUAAUUUAUGAAAUACAGUUUUUAAGUCAGUGGUAAACUUUAAUAAAUUAUCUCUUCCAGCGUUGGAGAGUAAAACUAUUUGGACAAAUGAGUUUUCCUUAUUUUGUAGCUUCUGGUUGCUAAAUAAUAGAGUUACUAAUCCAUAAAAUGGAAGUGUUUAUCAAAUGUUUGCAUGGAAAAGAUUAAUUUUAGAUGUGUUGAAACAGUAUUACUAUUUUAUUGUCUUUGAAAAAAAACAAACCCCUACAGAAUCUAUUGAUGCUGAAUUUAAAUUGUUUUCAUUAUAAUACUUAACGAUUGGGUAAUUCGAGCCAGCAUAAAUGCAUGUUUUGUUUUCUUAACUUUAUAAUCUGAGCUCAUUUAGAUGUUAUGAAGGAUAAAAACAGAAUAUGAAUGAUUUGUAUCUAUUUUUAAUAUUCAAUUAGAUUUUGCAAUUCUCAUUUAUUAUGACAGAUUAAUACACUCCACAAAUGAUUUGCAGAUCUAGUUUCGCAGUCCAUGCAUACUGCUUAUGCUUCUAUUUUUUUCCUCUCAUUCAAAAAAUUAAAUGUGCUUUUACUCUACAGUUUUGUUUUAUUGUGUCUAUCUGAAAUAGUAUUAAUUUCAAUGGUUUCUAAACUAAAGAAACCAUUUUCUGAGUUUCGCUACUGUACUAAUCAUUCUACUCUUGUAGUACUGAACUAUUUCCCUUCUCACUGCUCAUGCAGCAGAGGGGCUAAACCAGCACUUCAACAUUCAGGAUAGAAUAAUGCUUUAUGUAUGCUUGGUUAUUUAUUUAAAGGAUCUGUAUAGCUGCUGAAGUUAUAUAACGUAACUCUAGGUGGCUAAUAGGUAAACAAAUAACAAUACAAAAUUUUCUCAUACCACCAAACAUCAUAAUAGUUCCAUCACAAAUUAAAAAAUGACAGACUUUCUCUCCUCUCUCCCCCAACCCCGGUCUUAGUAGCCAUAUUAAACAAUUAUACAAGAGUUCAUAGAAUCAGACAAUCAGGUUGCUGGGUUUUGUUUUUCUUAACAUAAUUACUUAAGUACUGCUGCAAUUAAUAUAAUCAUCUAAUAUUUACUAUUGGGAAUUUGUAAAAAUCAACCUUGUAAAGUUUACACGGGGGAAAAUAAAUUGAUUUAAAAAAAGAGACUGCAAGUUACUUGAUCAAAUUGAUUUAUUUUUCAUGAUAGUUGAAUUACAAAUAAAUUCACAUUUAUGCGAUUAUUACAUUAAGAUGCUUGAAACAGUAGUUAAUUUUUUUUUAAUAGCGAUCUGGCAAUAUCUGAGCACUAGUAAUCUGUUAGUUGGAGUUUCGUGCAGUAAAAAGACAUGUUCCCUUCCUAAGUCUAUUCAUAGGUUUUGUAAUUUAUAUAAGACAAUUGUGGCUAAGCAUCAUGAAUAUUUUCAUUUGUGUGAGCUUCAGGGACGACUGCUUAGCAAGGUGAAUAAUCUUAUAUAAAACCUGUGUAAAAAGUAUUAAACAGAGCAAUUAUUUAACAGUGGGUAAAUCGUUCCAGUUAUUUGGAGCUGUUCGGGUCUAGUGCAAGUUUAAAGCCAUCACUGGGAAACAAACAGGACUGUGCUAACUGAAAGAGAUUGCAGUGUAGGAGACCCUCUUUUUAAAUAGAUAAAGAAUGCAUGAACUUUGUAAACAAUUUACAAAAAAACAUGUAAACAAUUGUAUGGACUUUUGUAAAUAAUUGCUUUGCUUUAUGGACUUUGUAACUUUGUAAACAAUUGUUCCACUUUAACAAUUCUAAAGAGUGGUGCUUUGCACAGCCUUAUCAAAUAGAAGUGCAGCUCAAAGACAGUAAAACAUCUGUCCUAGCAACUUGAGCACAUACAUACAAUCACCAGUGUUUCAGGCAUAAAUACUUAUUAAAUGUCCCACACCGAUUGCCCAUUUGUCCUCUAAUAGGAUAUUUUUAAAAUCCUUUAUUAUCUAUAAAAACAGCUUGGAAAAAAUACCUGUCAGUAGUCUUAUGUUGCCUGUAGUUUGCUUGUUCUCUUGAGUUUACAAAAUACUACAGUAUGUAGCUAUGCUUUUUCUCAGCAAUGCAAAGGGAAGAUAAAUACUAGAAACUAAAAGAUCAGUUUAAUCACAGAAUAAGGAAUGAUGGAGUGAUAAAAUCCUACAUAAUAAUGAAGACUAUAUAAUACAUUAAAAAGCCUGACUGAAAUAAUAUUAGGAUUUUGCCAUGUAAACUUCUGAUCCUG
Molecule: messenger RNA, 7569 nt
Organism: Notechis scutatus (mainland tiger snake)
Lineage: Eukaryota; Metazoa; Chordata; Lepidosauria; Squamata; Elapidae
Gene: HMGXB3
Product: HMG-box containing 3
Source: RefSeq, a predicted model, not a curated record